CCUCGCGAGAAUCGAAAUUGUUUAGAUGUUGCUAGGAUGUCUGGAUGAAAACUGCCUAAGUUUAUAACAGUUACAGGUGGCAAAAUAGAUAAAUAUACCGGUGUAUUUUGUGUGUGAAGCAACAUUCCAUGAUGGCGAGUUACAUGAGAGAUAUUGAGCGAUUGUCAAAAGAUGGAAGUUUACCUCCACUUAGAUCAAGUACAAGUUUAACUCAAGCGGAAUCUCGAAGAGUAAAUUUCGAGGAUGACUAUUAUCGCUCACCGAGACCCAUAUCGCCAAGGGCGCGUUCCCCAACUGGGGGCUAUAUGGGCCGGGAGAGCCCCUUGUUUCAGCCUAGACCACCCUCCCCUGGCAGAAGGUCGCUUCAAGAUAUACAAGAUCAGGUGAAACAUUUGAAAGAUGAACUUCAAAGAAAAGAUUCCCUCAUCCAACAACUUGUCAGCACUGAAUCAGUUACCAAAGUACAAAGCCGUAGCACAGUGGAUUCCAUAAGGUUGGAGACACUCAACAGCCUUGGUGAUCGCCAACAUCUGGACGCCUGUCGUAGUGAGCUGGCUGCGUUACAAGUCAGAUCAGAGAAACAGCAGAACAAGAUUCGCGAACUGGAAAAUGAGCUUGAAAUUCGCGAUGUUAAAAUUCGCGAGCUUCAAAUGCAAAUGGAGACUGGUCGUGACAACGAGUGUCGUCUGCAGUCUUUGGUCGAGUCACUGAGGUCACAGGUCAGCGACUUGGAAGGUCGGGCAGGCGCGUUUGAGUCUGUGGCGGGAAGGAGUGAAAUCACAGUUGCUGCUCUGCAGAAAGAGAACAAGGCAGCGCAAGAACGCAUCGUUGACCUGGAAACAAGACAGAGAAAGCAGUUAGAAGAGAGAGAGGAAGCGCAGGCUCGUGUGGAGAUCCUCGACCACAGAAUGAGGGACUACUUCUCUCAGUUUGCCAGCGUUCUACGCGUGGAAACCUCAGGGAAAAAUGCGUCUGCAGAGGAAAUCGCAAGAAAGUUGCAAGAAAUCAUCGAUGAGAAUUCUUGCCUUAAGGGUAAAAUCCUCACAUUGAAUGAAACUCUAAACAGUACGCAAUUGGAAUCAAAAGCCAGUCGAGAGACAAUCAUGCGACUGGUUUCAGAAAUGGGCCGUGAACAGCAGAACCAGUCACGUUUUGAGAAUGAACGGGCUUCCAUGAAAUCGAGAAGCAGGGAGCCAUUCUCAUAUUAUGACGAGCAGCCAUUGCGUUCAUCAAUGAAGCGUAGCCUUACCCCAACCCGGCACGGAGACCAUAGUGUCUCACCACCUCGUUACCAUGACUAUGACCUGUCACGAGAGCUGGACAAGGAACGAGGGGCUAAAGUAGGCCUUGAACGGGAAAUUACCAUUUUACGAGAGCGACUGGAUGCUUCCCAGCGCACGAUUGAUGCUCAGCGCAAUGAGAUUGACCUGCGAGACUCACGUCUCAAGUCCCUGGACCAUGACUUGCGCUCAAACAAGCACCACCAGCUCAAUGCAAGCACCCAGCUGACUCUGUUCCGUGAGCACAUUGCCAAGCUUCUGGGUGAUGUGGAUGCAAGAGAUGAGGAGGCACUUACACGCAGAGUGGAAACACUAGCACUCUACAGCAGGGACUACAGAUUUAAAAUUGAGGCUCUGGAGAAGCGUAUCAAGGAGCUGACCGAUCAGCUGGAGUCCCAGUAUGAGCUGCACAAGGCAGCCGCAUCCAGGGCACGAAAGGCCGAGGUCGAGGCAGCAGACAUGCAUCAGCGACUCAAGAAUGUCGAGAGUGACCUAGUGGCCGGCGAUGUGAUGAGAGACGGAUUCAGAACAGACAAGGAACGGUAUAUGCGCUGCCUGCAGUUGUUGGGAGAGGCGAUGAAGAUGGACCGUAUUUCCCUCGACCUGGGAAUGGACAUGACCUGCGACGCACUCAUAGCGCGGGCUGAGCAGCUGGUAAAACUGGAGAAAGACGCACUGGCUGACCGCAGCACGCACAUCUAUAACCUCCAACGCAAGGUGAAGUCGUGCAAGGAACAGCUCGAGAGCAAAGACCUCCACAUUGACCUUCUUAGGAAGAAAAUCACAGCCUUGGAGGAGAAACUUCUCGGGAAGUCAACGAUUGAGCGUGAGCGGGAUUCUGAGUCCUUGAGGGUUCGUAAGGCGGAAAAGAUGGCGGAGAAAUACAAGAUACAAGUGCAGGACGCAAGGCAGGAAGUGACGAACUUGAAGGCUCAAUUGUUGGGAUCUAGUGAACUCAAGGUAAGAACGUUGGAACAACGCAAGGAGUUGGAGGAACUCGCAAAAACUGUUGACGAGUUAGAAAAACUGCGACGCAAACAGGCCAGCAAAAUCCGAGAGCUGAAAUCAGAGAUAGACACGUCAAACCAGGCUUCUCAGGAGAAACGUGUAGUUGCUGACAACGCUGUCCAGGCUCUCACCAGUGAACUGCGCACAACUAAGACCGCUCUGUCCACCAUCCAGAGCAGAGAGAAACAGUUGCUAGAUUUCCGCAGCGUGGUGUCUCGCAUGCUAGGUCUGGACAUCAACACACUGGCUAUCCCUGACUAUGAGAUCAUAAGUCAGCUGGAGAAGCUGAUCCAGGCCCACCACAGCCACACGUUCACCACUCUGAGUCUUGAGGAAGCCUUGGCCGACAUGGAAGAUGGGUUCUUUAGUGGAUACAGUGAUUAUAAGAACACUGUCGGAGCGUCUGAGUCCAUGAAUAUUCGCAAAUCCCGCGAAAGGGUGAAGAGAAAAGCUCUCAAGAAUAGAGCCCGGUCUCUAUCACCUCAAAGAAGAAUUGACCCAAAAGUUUAUUGAGACCUAAGAUAAUUAUUUAAUUUUAUUUUUAUUGCUGGUAAUCAGGCAGGGGUGUGGAAUAGAGUGUCAUUUUCCCUUUUACUUUCAUGCGGGAUGGGAUGUAUACAUUUAAAUGUCAAAACUGCAUGAUGUAGAAAAAUGGUUAUGUAACAAAACAAAAGUUAAUUUCUUUUUAAGAAAGGCUGGUUCAAAAAGGGUUUGAUAAGUAAGUUUCCUUUUUGUAAUGUUUUUCCAUUAUUAUCAAACAGGUUUCGGAAAACUGAGUUUUGUAUGGGGACUAGAUUUUACAGUUUUGAUGGCAAUUAGAGAAUAAUUAUGUUUCCACACACCUGUGUUAAGUGUACUAAUAUAUUUUUAGAAAUAACAUUUAGAUCCUCUAAAUUGUAGAUAACUUUCAUUCCCAAACUUGGCAGUUUCUUCUGUGUAUGUAGAGUAAAUAAAUUAGACUGGAGUAGAAAACCAGAAGAUGGCAUUUUGAUGUGUGUCUGUCUGUGAAGUGAUGGACAGAGAAGCUGGAAAAGAGAUCUGCAAACUUGGAUCUGAUCUGGGACUAUGUAAACACAUUAUGCUGAAUCAAGUGCUUGUGCACUUCACAAUAGGGUGAAAUUAAGACAAAUAUAUGUGAUUCAGAUUAGACGUGUAAUGAUUUGUUCAAAGGAAGGGUAAAAGUCAAGAAUAUACGUCAGCUGAGUUUUUUAUACUUUCAACCAAAUUGAAAUUAUUUAAUGGCCUUCAGACUGGUUUUUACCUGUUAUUUUCCCUGUCAAUGCUCUAAGUGCCAAAGUAUCCAUUUGCAUGAAUAUUUCUUGCAUUCAUGGCCUUUUCAUUUCAUAAUUAUUAAUUAUCUCCUUUCAUAAAUAUUUUAGCUGAAGCCCCAAGAUAAAGUGUUGAUUUGAAAAGAUUCAGCUGGUUUUAAAGAGAAAGUUUACUUCUUUCAGUUUACUGUAUUAAGGUAGUUUAAAUAUUGACAUUUUGAGAUUCCUGUAUUUUUGAAGCAACUUUUCAUAGUUUUUACAUGUGUUUUCUAACAAACAUUAUGGAAUAAAUGGCGUGAUUUUUUUCUUUAUAUACCAUGUAAACGUACUUUUUAAUUUAAUUUAUGAAAAAUAUUGCAGCUCAAGAUUGUUACGCAUUUAUAUGUACAGUUUAGUUUAAGAUCAAAAGGUGCAUUUUUUGUACUCAUCAUUUUUACCUCAUUUGUGAAUAAAACAAAAAUCAUGUACACAACUUGUGUAAAGCUCUCUUCCAAGAAACCAGCAUUCUUGCUCUGAUACAUUGCCUUUGUAAUAUCAAACCUGUAUGUGCUCAAAAGUCUGUUUGUUACAAUUCAAUUAUGUAACGUAAGCGACAAACAAAGUUGAAUCAACAUAUUUUUGCACACAUUGGAGAUCUGUUUAAUUUUUUUUUCAUAUUUCCAUAUGUUGGAAUAACUAUUGUGUAUAUAUGGUUAUUAUUACUUACUUAAGUGUUAAUAAAAAUUGAGGAGAGUAUUGUUGUAUUUCAUAUUUGUAUACAUAGACACUGUCAUGACCCUGGUAUUUAUUCAUAUAAUUGCUUUUAUGAAUGAAAUUUUACCAGGUAGGUCAGAGGACAUGGCAUUGGCAUAUUUUAUCUCUUUGAUGUUGAAAGAUGCUUUAGAAUAAAGAAUUGUGGAGUUUUGUUUUGAAAUGGUUUAAAGUAGAAGAGUAGGUUUAGAUUCUCCUCUUUCUAUUCCCCAUUAUGAUUUAUGUAUAUUUUGUAUAAUGUUUUCCAUAUUAUGUACAUUAUUUUACAUAUUUAUUGUUUUAUGCUAAUUCAAGAAAUUUUAUCAGCCUUAACGUGUUAUUUUAUUUUCAUCUAGGUCAUAUUGUAAUAUAGAGUUGUAAUGUAGCAGCAAAUUGUUCGGCAAAUAUAUUAUUUGGUAAAAAUACAACAAAUAAAUGUUUGUGAAAUACAUUCUAAAAUGUGUAAAUGGAUAAGUUUGUAAAACGUACUUCAUUUGUUUAUUGGCAUUCAAUUCAAUAAUGACAACCAGUAAUAUUAUUUAAAAGGGUUGGAAUUAUUUACCAUGUAGUUAUGUUCACAUCUUUAUAUACUAUUGAUUUGCAAUAGUUUUCGUUUGUCAUUUGUCUGUGAUAACCUUCCUUUUAAUUAAAUUUACUGCCAGGAGAAA
This is a messenger RNA of Dreissena polymorpha, 4953 nucleotides long. Its product is annotated as coiled-coil domain-containing protein 170-like. The record is from RefSeq and is a predicted model, not a curated record. NCBI's taxonomy places the organism in Eukaryota, Metazoa, Mollusca, Bivalvia, Myida, Dreissenidae.